CCACACACUCUCUCUAUAUAUAUCACAAAUACAUACGUACAUAAAGUUGCCUUCAAUUAAACCGUGUAGCUCAUCGCUCAUCCCUCCUUUAUGUCAUUGACUCAUUGUAGUAUAAUUAAUUCUUCAUACUAUAAAACCAACCCUGCACCGUACGUACCUCACCAACCCAUUUGAUGCUUUGAUGACCCUCUUCCUGUUGUGGUGGUUGGUGGUCAAUCGAGGCUUGGUGUGGCAUUUUGAGGUUGAAUUAAUCAAUGAAAUGCGAAGCUUGUGGUUUGUUGUGGUUGUUUUAGUUUGUUGGUCGUUCUCCACAGCAGUCGUAUUUGUACUGUCGUGCGACCAAGUGGAGCGCGACUCCCUCUUAUCUUUCCAUCAACAACUGGUCUCGUCUCCUCCUCUCGACUGGUCGUCCACCGACGACUGCUGCCAGUGGGAAGGCAUCGUCUGCAACGGCACUCGGGUCACCCGUCUCUCCUUACCCGGCCGCGGUCUCUCCGGAACCCUCCUCCUCCAAAACAAUAAUAAUACUAAUAAUAAUAAUAAUAAUAAUUCCUCCUUCCUCGCGCUCCUCCCAUAUCUUUCCCACCUCAACCUCUCCAAUAACCGCCUCUGGGGCCCUCUCCCGCCCGCCCUUUCCCCUUCCAUCCAUACCCUUGAUUUAUCAAGCAAUCGUCUCAACGGCACACUCCAUAAUUUCCCCAAAUCCAAUUUAACCUUCUUCAACAUCAGCAACAACAUCCUCACCGGCCCUUUCCCAUCUCCCGCUUCCAUCUGCUCACCUCUACUGACCAAAGCCUUGGAUUUCUCCUUGAACCGGUUCACCGGCCCUAUUCCCCCCGGCCUCGGCACCCAUUGCUCUAACCUUCAAGUAUUCCGCGCCGGUUUCAAUUCCCUCUCCGGACAACUUCCCGACGACCUUCACCUCGCAAAAUCCCUCACCCAACUCUCCCUGUCCAACAACCGCUUAUCGGGCCCCAUCACCAAAACUAUACUUAACCUCUCCAAUCUGAAAAUCCUCGAGCUCCACGUUAACGAGUUUUCCGGCGAGAUCCCCCGUGACAUCGGCCUGCUUUCCGACCUCGAACAGCUUCAGCUCCACACCAACAACCUAACCGGAACCCUACCCCAGUCCCUCGCCAGCUGUCCCAACCUCACCACCCUUCUCCUCAGGAACAAUCGCCUAACCGGAAAAAUCUCGGAUCUCGAUUUCUCCAUUCUCCAGAAUCUCCAAGCUGUCGACCUCGGCAACAACAGCCUCUCCGGGAAUAUUCCAGCCAGCCUCUGCCUGUGCCGUUCUUUGACGGCAAUCCGGCUGGCGUACAAUCAGCUGACGGGCGAAAUCCCCCCGUGCAUGGCCUCUCUCAAAUCCCUUGCCCAUCUCUCCCUCUCGGACAAUUACCUGUCAAACGUCAAUGGAGCCCUCAGGAUUCUAAGGCACUGUGACAAUUUAGCCGUCCUCUUCCUGUCAAGGUGCUUUAAGGAUGAAACGAUGCCGGAUCUAUGGCAUCUCGACGGCUUCCGGAACCUUCAGAUCUUAACCCUCGGAGGCUGCGGGCUUUCGGGCAAGAUCCCAUCCUGGAUUUCCAAUCUCAGGAGGCUCAAGGUUCUGAACCUGUCUUACAACCGGAUUACGGGACCCAUCCCAACAUGGCUAGCCGAUAUGCCUAGCUUGUUCGUUUUGAACCUUACUAAGAACAGCCUCACGGGCGGCCUUCCGCCGGAACUCAGUCGCAUGCCGGCGCUCAUCUCGGACAACACGAGCUCCGAUUUGAGCUACCUGGCGCUGCCGUUUUUGUUCGAUGCUCUUCAGUAUAACCGUUUGUUCAACCUGCCGAGAGGGUUGAAAGUUGGGAAUAAUAGUUUGGGCGGGAGUAUUCCGCCAGAGAUAGGUUCGCUGGUGCUUCUCCACGUGCUGGAGCUCAGCAAUAAUGGAUUUAAUGGGAGAAUACCUGAUGAGCUCUCGGGGCUUGUCAAUCUUGAGAAACUUGACAUGUCUGGGAACUGUUUGAGUGGGAAGAUCCCGGAGUCGUUCACGCGUCUCCACUUUUUGUCAACGUUCAGUGUGGCGAAUAAUGAUUUGGAAGGGGAGAUUCCUGUGGGGGGACAGUUUGAUACAUUCCCGGCAGCUUCGUUUGUGGGGAAUUCAAAAUUGUGUGGGGAUGUGCUGCAGAGGAGUUGUCCGGUGGUGGUGGGGUCAGGGGAAGAUGAGCUCGACAAUGAUGAUGAUGAUGAUGAUGAUGAUGAUGAUGAUGAUGGUUCAUUGUUCAAGAUCCCGUUUGGGGCUGGCUAUUUGGUCGGUUUUUUGGCGGUCAGCGUUACUUGGGUGUUCCAUUGUUCAUGCAAAAGUGCUUCUGGGACUGGCAGUCACGAGGAAACUGGGACUUUUGGGUAG
This is a messenger RNA of Striga asiatica, 2392 nucleotides long. The record is from the annotation of a GenBank genome assembly. NCBI's taxonomy places the organism in Eukaryota, Viridiplantae, Streptophyta, Magnoliopsida, Lamiales, Orobanchaceae.